Messenger RNA from Colletes gigas, 2102 nucleotides. It is a transcript of the gene tsl, whose product is annotated as torso-like protein. The record is from RefSeq and is a predicted model, not a curated record. The coding region runs from base 663 to 1694 and encodes 343 amino acids. The transcript has 3 exons. Lineage: Eukaryota; Metazoa; Arthropoda; Insecta; Hymenoptera; Colletidae.
GGUGAGAUCGUGGCCCGUCGCGAUCGUGAGUGGUGAACGGUGCCGAUCGUGAUCGAUCGAUCGAUCCUCGCGGCGGAGGACGCGCGACCGACAGAGCGAGCCCGAUACAAGAGGAAACGCCGCCGGUGUGCGGUUAAAGCGGUCGGGGAAAGGGCUCUGUCUCGAUUUCCAAGUUCCUUAUCGAUCGAUCGUCCGGUCGAUCCGGUGCAUCCUGAACGCGCCAGGAUCGUCGAGACGCGUGGGAGAUCACAGAGACCGCGAGAACGACCGGCGCGAUCCUGCGCAGUGACAUCGAUGCACGAUACGCGUGCGUGUCGUCGAAAUCGAGAGGAUUCGAAGAAAGUAACGAGAGAUUUUAAUUGGGGGACGCGCGACACCGUGCAGCCAGCAACUCUUUCGCUAUCUUGAUCGUUGGAUUCACGGUUCGCGGGUUCGGCGACGGGUUCGGGUCCCGGAACAGAGUGAUUGGGAAAUAAAAGUGCAAGGAAAGUGCGACAAGGAACCGGAGUUAUUUUACGAGAAUUCGGUCCGGGGGCGAUGGUUACGAGUUCCGGCGAUAGAUCCACGUAGCCGCAGCCGACAUUGGAAGAUCAACGGUAGACCGGGGGAGAUGGAGAAUCCUUGAGACGUUCAGGUGCUUCCGCCGCAGGCAGCCGCGAGAGAUGUGGUCGCGUUCGCGAUUUUUGGUCCUGGCGUGGAUGCUUGCGUUAUUGGUGGGAGUACGGGUCAACGGAGGGUCGCAGAGGCCGCGUCUAGGCGGCGCCGUGAACAUCUUCAGCCGAUACGGCUACCUGAGCAUCAGCAUGAGAGUGUUGCCCAGGAACGACACCGAAACCUGGAUAUUCCGGGAGCCGACGUUGGACGUUUUCACGAAUCCGGUCGCCGCAGUCAACAAGCAGCAUCAGCAGACCGUGAUCUUCGACGGUGACUUUCACAUGGAGUUCUGCGACAACAUCCGGCAGCUUCUGCAGGCCUAUUUCCGGGACUUCACGUUCGAGAGGCUGGAGAGACCGUGGCGAGCGUUCACCGGUAGCUGGACCAAGGCGGCCGUGGCUCGUCACCUGGGUAUCAACUCGUCGUUCAUCACCGGUGAACACUGCUACGUGCUGGUGCGCGUCGCCAGAUUCCGUGAGAACGAGAAGCUCGCGGGCACGGCGGAGUCGAUGAUCGUCGACGAGGCCGUUUUCAGGGAAACGAGCAACGUCACGGUGGGCGACACCGCGAGCGUGGUUCGAUUCAUCAAGAACUUUGGCUCGCACUACAUCGCCGCCUACGUUACGGGGAAUUCGUUGUACCAGGUAUUCGUUUACACGCCUCAAGCAUACCUGCGUAUAAAGGAACGUUUGAAGAUGCGCGGCGUGGGGAAUCUCUCAAAUGUCGAAUUAAGUAACUAUUUUUCGCCGUGGUACGCCGAGCACAUUGGUUCCAUACAAGCCGCGAGCGGAAACCGUACCGUCGAAGCAUGGGCAGUGGAACGUCUUCGAAACCAAUAUUACAUUUUCUCCCAUGCAAGCCUGCUGAAAUUGCACGGAGAUGCAACACUUUUGAAGCAACUCGACGGGUUGCUGGGAAACGAGGCGCUGUUGCAGCUUCAGCUGCGAACUUUGGCGCCUAUUUUCAAUGAUACUCAACAACGCGAGUGGUUCCUCGAGGUGAUCGAUAAUUACUUUAAGUUAUGGGAAGUGAAUAUGUGAAGACGUGUGCUAAUACUGGAAAGAACGAGAACAAUUGGCACACCUCUGAUUUCACUCGUGUGGUACAACCUGACCGUAGAAUUGUACCACAAUGCCCGCACUUUUACAAAUCGAGAAGGAAGUGUCGACCUCUGGCGAGGAUUGACCACUUAUGCAUCGUUGAUACUUUGAAGUCCACCGGAAGUUCACUAUUGUUUUCCGUCGAACGGAUGCUAGAUUUUAAUAAAGAAACGGCCAACUAUCAUAUUGUUAUAAAUAAGUAUUUAUUAUUAUAAUCGAUAAUAGAAAACAUUUUUAUACAAACGUUUUAAAUAUAUCACAAGCAUUUUUCCCAAAAGUAUCUGACUGAAAAAAGGACGACGUCUUGUUUCUCUACUUACGGUUGCAUUUUUGAUAUAGAUUCGCUGG